CUUUCUUUUUUUUUUUUUUUUUUUUUUUUGCGAUGGAGUCUCGCUGUGUCACCCAGGCUGGAGUGCAGUGGUGUGAUCUUGGCUCAGUGCAACCUCUGCCUCCCGGGUUCAAACGAUUCUCCUGCCUGAGCCUCCUGAGCAACUGGGACUACAGGUGCCCGCCACCACGCCCAGGCAGAGAAAACAAAAGCUCAGCUGGAAGACACUGAAAUGGAGGCACCUACUUUCAAGCCCAGACUUUAAGAGAGGAGGCUAUGAGGCUCACUGGUCUCCAGAAAUGUACCUCUGUGUGCGGGAAUGUUCCAGAAGGCCACACUGUCUACAGGGCCAUUGCUUCACUGCAGAUUAGAUGUCCUCCCAGAACCUUCCAGGGCACUAAUUGCCUAAACAGCUCUGGCACAGCUGUCACCAAGAGAAGUCCUACUUUGAAAAGCAGAUGGCAGGAGUUUUGAAUACAAAAAAGGAGUUGCCUGGGCAGAUGGCAGUAGACAAGGCAUGAAGAAAUGAAGGUCUCAACAGAGACGCAAGAGGCAGAACAGAAUAUGUAAGAACAAGGGUUCAAGAAGAGGGAGACAUGAGCAAAGUCCUGGCUUCAGAGAGUCAGUAGCCGGGGAUCUGGUAGAGAGUCCCUGCCUCUGGGAUGAGCCCUUCCUCCACAAAAUAUCUGUCCAGCCAUACUCCUCAGUCAGACAGCACUGUGAAGGUUCACAUGGCAUUUCGUAAAGCCUGUGGGGCUCCCCCAAAACACUCUUCCCUAUCCAUCUGGCAAACAUUACUGUCAAAUGUAUCAAAAACUUAUCAUAUAACACUUCCAGUUUUUUCAUCAUAAGCCCUUCCAAACUGCCUGCUGCUAUUGUUAAUGACUGAAGAUUCUGACAUCUCCUUCAUGGAACAAACUCCAGCUCUCUUUUUUUCUUCCUACUUACCUUACUUAGUAAAUUUCAAUAUAUUUUCAUGCAAAUGUUAGAACCUAUGCCUUCUACUUUUCCUUCGAAAUGCUCUUGGCUCUUGCAACUACAGCUGUGUAACUCCAUAGCGGAUGAAACCAUCACAAUCUAGAAAAUCAUUUCUCUGUCUUUUGGACAAGAUUUCAUUUGAUUUCAGAAUCAUCUCCUGACUAUCCAGUGGGCUUGCCUGCAAAGAAGUAUGAUUCUCAAGGAUACAUUUGUUCCAUUACAACUUUUUGUAUGAUACUUGGGUUUAUAACAAAGCUCAGAAAAUACUAAAGGUUAAAGGAGAAUUGAGAGCUGCCAAGGAAAUGAAAGAUGAGGCGGGGGAGAGAGACAGAGAAGUGAGCAGCCUGAACAGCAAGCUGUUAAGCCUGCAACUUGACAUCAAGAAUCUGCACGAUGUCUGCAAGAGACAGAGGAAGACCUUGCAGGACAAUCAGCUCUGCAUGGAGGAGGCAAUGAACAGCAGCCACGACAAGAAGCAAGCACAGGCAUUAGCAUUCGAGGAGUCAGAGGUGGAAUUUGGGUCCAGUAAACAGUGUCAUCUGAGACAACUCCAGCAACUGAAGAAAAAAUUGCUGGUCCUUCAACAAGAACUGGAGUUUCACACAGAGGAGUUGCAGACUUCUUACUAUUCUCUCCGCCAGUAUCAGUCCAUCCUAGAGAAGCAGACUUCCGACCUGGUUCUUCUGCACCAUCACUGCAAACUGAAAGAAGAUGAGGUGAUUCUCUAUGAGGAGGAAAUGGGAAAUCACAACGAGAACACAGGGGAGAAGCUCCAUUUGGCGCAGGAGCAACUCGCCUUGGCCGGGGACAAGAUCGCCUCUCUAGAGAGGAGCUUAAACCUCUACAGGGAUAAAUACCAGUCUUCCCUGAGCAACAUCGAGUUACUAGAAUGCCAAGUGAAGAUGUUGCAGGGGGAACUCGGCGGGAUCAUGGGUCAGGAGCCUGAGAACAAGGGUGAUCAUUCAAAGGUACGGAUAUACACUUCUCCUUGCAUGAUUCAAGAGCAUCAGGAGACUCAGAAACGACUGUCUGAAGUCUGGCAAAAGGUCUCUCAACAGGAUGAUCUCAUUCAAGAACUUCGAAAUAAGCUGGCCUGCAGUAACGCUUUGGUUCUGGAGCGUGAAAAGGCUUUGAUAAAACUACAAGCCGAUUUUGCUUCCUGUACAGCCACCCACAGAUACCCUCCUAGCUCCUCAGAAGAGUGUGAAGACAUCAAAAAGAUACUGAAGCACUUGCAGGAGCAGAAAGACAGCCAGUGCCUGCAUGUGGAGGAGUACCAGAACCUGGUGAAGGAUCUGCGCGUGGAACUAGAGGCCGUGUCGGAACAGAAGAGAAACAUCAUGAAGGACAUGAUGAAGCUGGAGCUGGACCUGCACGGACUGCGGGAGGAGACAUCUGCCCACAUUGAGAGGAAGGAUAAGGACAUCACCAUCCUGCAGUGCCGGCUGCAGGAGCUGCAGCUGGAGUUCACCGAGACCCAAAAGCUCACUUUGAAGAAAGACAAGUUCCUCCAAGAGAAAGAUGAGAUGCUGCAAGAGCUGGAGAAGAAACUGACACAGGUUCAGAACAGCCUCCUGAAAAAGGAGAAGGAGCUGGAGAAGCAGCAGUGCAUGGCCACAGAACUUGAAAUGACAGUCAAGGAGGCUAAGCAGGACAAGUCCAAGGAGGCGGAGUGCAAGGCCCUGCAGGCUGAGGUCCAGAAGCUGAAGAACAGUCUCGAAGAGGCCAAGCAGCAGGAGAGGCUGGCUGGUGAGGCCCCUGCAGCUCAGCAAGCAGCCCAGUGCAAAGAAGAGGCUGCACUGGCAGGCUGUCACCUGGAGGACACCCAGAGGAAACUGCAGAAGGGUCUCCUCCUGGACAAGCAGAAGGCAGACACCAUCCAGGAACUACAGAGAGAACUUCAGAUGCUGCAGAAGGAGUCCUCGAUGGCUGAGAAGGAACAAACCUCCAACAGAAAACGGGUGGAGGAGCUGUCAUUAGAACUCUCUGAAGCCCUGAGGAAGCUUGAAAAUUCAGACAAGGAAAAGAGGCAGCUUCAGAAGACAGUGGCUGAGCAGGAUAUGAAAAUGAAUGACAUGCUUGAUCGUAUCAAGCACCAGCACAGGGAGCAAGGCUCCAUCAAAUGCAAGUUAGAAGAAGAUCUUCAGGAGGCCACAAAGCUUCUGGAGGACAAACGGGAGCAGUUGAAGAAGAGCAAAGAGCAUGAGAAGCUGAUGGAGGGAGAACUUGAAGCUUUGCGGCAGGAAUUUAAAAAGAAAGACAAGACGUUGAAAGAGAAUUCCAGAAAGUUGGAGGAAGAAAAUGAGAAUCUCCGAGCAGAGCUACAGUGUUGUUCUACACAACUGGAAUCCUCUCUCAACAAAUACAACACCAGCCAGCAAGUCAUCCAAGACUUGAAUAAAGAGAUAGCCCUUCAGAAGGAGUCCUUAAUGAGCCUGCAGGCCCAGCUGGACAAAGCUCUGCAGAAGGAGAAGCACUAUCUCCAGACUACCAUCACCAAAGAAGCCUAUGAUGCAUUAUCCCGGAAGUCAGCCGCCUGCCAGGAUGACCUGACACAAGCCCUCGAGAAGCUCAAUCACGUGACCUCAGAGACAAAGAGCCUGCAGCAAAGCUUGACACAGACCCAAGAGAAGAAAGCUCAGCUGGAAGAGGAAAUCAUUGCUUAUGAGGAAAGGAUGAAAAAGCUCAAUACGGAAUUAAGAAAACUGCGGGGCUUCCACCAGGAGAGUGAGCUGGAGGUGCACGCCUUUGACAAGAAGCUAGAGGAGAUGAGCUGCCAGGUGCUGCAGUGGCAGAAGCAACACCAGAAUGACCUCAAGAUGCUGGCAGCCAAAGAGGAGCAGCUCAGGGAGUUCCAGGAGGAGAUGGCCGCCUUAAAAGAGAACCUCCUUGAGGACGAUAAGGAGCCCUGCUGCCUGCCCCAGUGGUCUGUGCCCAAAGACACCUGUAGGCUCUACCGAGGGAAUGAUCAGAUUAUGACCAACUUGGAGCAAUGGGCAAAACAGCAGAAGGUCGCCAAUGAGAAACUAGGAAACCAGCUCCGAGAGCAGGUGAAAUACAUUGCCAAGCUGAGUGGCGAAAAGGACCACCUCCACAGUGUAAUGGUCCACUUGCAGCAGGAAAACAAGAAGCUGAAGAAGGAGAUAGAAGAGAAGAAGAUGAAAGCCGAGAACACAAGGCUAUGCACCAAAGCCCUAGGCCCGAGCAGAACGGAGUCCACACAGAGGGAGAAAGUGUGCGGCACCUUGGGCUGGAAGGGGUUGCCCCAGGAUAUGGGUCAAAGAAUGGACCUCACCAAGUACAUCGGGAUGCCCCACUGCCCGGAAAUAGGAAAACUCAACCUAAAACUCACAUGGAAUCUUAAGGGAUCCCAACAGCCAAAACAGUCUCAAAAAAGAAGAACAAAGCUGAAGAACUUACUGACUUCAAAACUUACUACAAACCUACAGUAAUCAAAAUAGUGUGGUACUGCCAUAUAAAUCAAAAGACAGACAUACAAACCAAUGGAAUAGACUAGAAAGAAUCCCAGAAAUAAACCCUCACAUAUAUGGUCAAAUAAUUUUGACAACGAUGCCAAGACUAUGAAAUGGGGAAAGGAUAGUUUUUGUUUUAGUUUUCCAACAAAUGGUGCUGGGAAAACUGAAUAUUUGCAUGCAAAAGAAUAAAGCUGUGCCCUUACCUAAUACCUUAUACAAAAA
Molecule: messenger RNA, 4654 nt
Organism: Homo sapiens (human)
Lineage: Eukaryota; Metazoa; Chordata; Mammalia; Primates; Hominidae
Gene: PMFBP1
Product: polyamine modulated factor 1 binding protein 1
Exons: 24
Coding region: 1259-4408 (1049 amino acids)
Biological process (GO): spermatogenesis
Cellular component (GO): sperm flagellum; sperm head; cytoplasm
Source: RefSeq, a predicted model, not a curated record